Molecule: messenger RNA, 4874 nt
Organism: Patiria miniata (bat star)
Lineage: Eukaryota; Metazoa; Echinodermata; Asteroidea; Valvatida; Asterinidae
Product: mitochondrial dicarboxylate carrier-like
Exons: 10
Coding region: 383-1303 (306 amino acids)
Biological process (GO): oxaloacetate transport; mitochondrial transport; succinate transmembrane transport
Cellular component (GO): mitochondrial membrane
Molecular function (GO): malate transmembrane transporter activity; thiosulfate transmembrane transporter activity; antiporter activity
Source: RefSeq, a predicted model, not a curated record
UUUGGUUAAUAAACAGAAGGCAGAGGCCUAGGUCGACGUGGCUCGUAGUUUUUGGCUCUCCGGAAAGCGAUAUUUCUUCUGCAAAGAUCUCCUGUUUGUUAUUGAGUGAUACGUUACCUCACAUUACUGGAGAAGGCAACAUUUGACAAGACAUCAUCUUGAGUGAAUACAACCUGUUUUGCUGGUUCUCCGUGCAAGUCUGAUUGAAAUAACACCCAUGGACAAUUUGUGGCCGAGUACACACAGUAUUCACUCAAAUCGUGUGCCUGAUAUGGACAUAUUUGGAGUCAGCUCACCUCAGAAUCUAAAAGACGGUCUGAUACCCAUACUGGUUGCUGAGGUUUUCUGAGUGCUGUAGUUGGGUUACCAGACGCUAGUCAGGAUGCCGUAUACUGAGAUCCACCAUGAUAUUCAUGAGUUGCACACCCAUCGUGCAGGACGGUGGUAUUUUGGUGGGCUGGCCUCGGCUACAGCUUGCUGCUUCACUCAUCCUCUAGAUCUUAUCAAGGUUCACUUGCAGACUCAGCAGAGAGUGAAGUACAAGGCCAGUGGAAUGGCAGUGCACAUUUACCGCACCCAGGGAGGCUUAGCUCUGUACAAUGGGCUCAGUGCAUCCAUUUGCAGACAGAUGAGCUACUCCUUGACGAGGUUUGGUUUAUAUGAGACAAUCAAAGGCUGGAUGACAGCUGAUGAUCCCUCCACACCUCUGCCGUUCUAUCAGAAGGUCAUGAUUGCAGCUGGGGCAGGAGCGUGCGGUGGUCUUGUCGGUGCGCCAGCAGACAUGAUCAACGUUAGAAUGCAGAACGACAUCAAGCUAGCAGCAGACAAACGAAGGAACUACAAGCAUGCAUUUGAUGGGCUGUGGAAAGUCUAUCGAUAUGAGGGUUUCAGAAACUUGUUCAAUGGAGCGUCGAUGGCUACAGUAAGAGCCAUCCUCAUGACGGUGGGCCAGCUGUCCCUGUAUGACCAGUUCAAGCAAACUCUCCUAACUACCUCCUUCUUCAACGAUAACAUCAUCACGCAUUUCACAGCAAGCAUUAUGGCUGGCUUCUGUGCAACUCUGUUGACACAGCCUACAGAUGUAAUGAAGACCAGACUAAUGAAUGCCCCACCAGGCCAGUACAAGAACAUGAUGGAUUGUUUCGUGACGACAGCCAAAGUCGGCCCGUUAGGAUUCUACAAAGGUUUCGUCCCAGCGUUUGUUCGCCUGGCGCCCCACACGAUACUCACCUUCAUCUUCUUUGAGCAACUCAGACUCCACUUUGGUAUUGUCAUCUACAUCAACAAUAACCACAAAAGCUAGAGCAUCAGGGGUAACGCUAACUAAAGGGUCUUGAAAAAUGCUCGUCCAUUCCCUGUGCUGUUGAAUAUACGCUAUGUCUAUAUGCUUCGAACAAUGCGCCAAAUGUUUCAACUUCUUGCACACAAAAGUAGCAUAAGGUAUGCUUGCAUCUUGUUAGUGUACAAAGAUAAAUUUGCCAAAUGGUUUGGGUAGGCCUACUAGCUGUUCAAAAAUAUUGAACUUCUUUUUUCUUCAACUUGUUUUUUUUUUUUUCAACUCUAGAAAAUCCAGGAUUUAUGACGUUCCUUGAAGGACACUGAUAAAGAAUCUAGACAAAGUAGUGUGCAAGAGUUCAAACUAAAUUCCAUAUUCCAUGAGCCUAUACUUGAACAUACAGAGGUUAUUAUGUCGGGACUAAAAAAAACUUAUUUUUAGGAGACUGGGAGAUUUUGGGACUCGGACUCAAUUUCACUGCCAGUGAAUACUGAAUGACCACAAUUUGAUUCCUAAGAAUAUACAGGGUUCACCAUUGGCAAUACAGUCAACUUUUUGUAUUGAAGAAUAUGAAUAUUUGUAUACAAAUAUAAGAAUAUCGAUGAACUGAAAAAAAUUUAGUGGCAGAAGCGAACUGAGAUAUUUUCCAUUUGUAAGAUCUUUGGUCCUACUGUUAUUGCUCUGAGAGUGAGUGCUUUUAUAAAGUGCCAAAGUCUUAGUGCUUUGACAUUUGACAGGUCAAAUGUCAAUAAGAUGAAGAAAAUUGAUUCACAAAUUCUAGGUUAACAUCUAGUAGCACUUUAUAUCGAGGUGAUAAAGGGACUCUAUCAAUUAAAACAAAACAAGUUAAAAUAAGUGGUGGGAUCAAAAUCCAGAUUUUUUAUAAAAAAUUUGGUUUGAAUUCCACUAUUCAGAAAGGAUAUUGGAAAACUGGUAUUGGAAAGCAACCUUAGAAAAAAAUUAAGCCUUCCAUUUUUUUUGUGACACGAGCUAAAGUAAACAACUGAAACAUCCUCAAUGUGCUCCAUGGUCUGUGAUUGUAACCGAAUUCACAUGCUAGCAGUUAUUUUGGUUCAGCAUGAGAACUCUGGAGUGAUUUUGUAAAAGCUCAGUGGUCGUUGAAUUCCGCAAACAAUACCCAAUCAUCAUUGAGGGCAUUGCAUGUGGCACCUCACUCGUCACUUUUUGUUGGCAUGACUGUAAGGUGAAUGAGAAUUUCUGAUGAAAUCGGAUAUUCGUUUUCGGUUUGGAAAAAGUUAGGAUAACCAGAUUUUGAAAUCUCUGAUCUCUUCCACCACUGAUUAAAAAAAAACCUCUUUAUUGUUAUUAUCAUUAUCACUUGCAAAAGUUUUGGACUAAAAACAGUCACUGAAGAGUUGCAGUAAUAGAGUAAAAUAACAAUUUGAGUAUAGUGUGCUGCUUGUAAAGUGUAUGAAGAUGGAAGAGAUUUAGCAUAAAGUUUCUUGUGCUUGCAGAGUAUUGACUAGUCUAUGUAUUAGACCAUAGCGAAGAGCCACGGUCUAUGCUAUGUGAGCAGUUUCUCUGAUUAAUUACGCAAGACAAUCACCUCUUGACCUCUAGAUUUUGACAAAUCAGUGGGCACUUUCUGUAUCCGGUCUUCGGUUAUUCACCCAUUGUCGCGCUAUAAAAAACCUAGCCGCACCAAACAAAUGCUGUGGUCAUGUGCGAUAGGCGAUACAUGCCAAGCUUGGUUUUAUAGAUCUAUGCCCGGCCAUUGUUGUAUUACAAAGCACUGCAUUAUAAUUGAGCAAUAAAACAUUUAGUCCCAUGAAUGUAAUGGCGUCACGAUUUAGUAAAGCCGACUCCGAUUGGCUGAGGCGUGGGGUCACAUAAAUAUGCAUGCUUAGAUAUAUCAGACGUUAGACAGGAGACUGGGCUCCGAAAAAUUGAGCUCCGAAAAUGUUCCCCCACCCCCUCCACUACCCAAAAAUGUAAUAAUGGCAAGAUGUCUUACAUGUACCUUGAUAGAAACAAUGCAAACACAUUAGAAUGAUAAGUGUUUUGUAAUCCUUAAAGAAAUGUACAAUAAUGGGUUGAAAGUAACAUGCAUGUCUGUAGGGUUUUCUGGAGUGAAAAUAAAAGAUUUUCUGAGUUGUUGGUAGAGGACCUGUGUGGUUGUAUUAAAGUUCAGGUCCAAGUUCUCUCCAGCAAUUUAUUUCGUUUAUUCCCGGAGGAAAAUUUUGAAAAGUCAAGACGAGGUUUAAAUUUUAAAACAUGAUUUUGAAAUUAAAUGGUGCUAGACUUACUUGUUUGAUUGACCAAGAUCAUGAUACUAACAGGCUGUUUCUUGCAACCAAAACAGUCAAUUUUGGGGGGAAUUAUUUUCACAUUUGUCACAUGAAUGUAAUUACGGUACGUUGACCGAAUUCGUUUGUAUAUUUUGGUGAAAUGGAUUUUUGGUAACAUUGACAAAGAAUAAGGAUCCUACAGGGCUUAUUGUCUGUGAAGUCAAUCAUUGUCAAUGUAAUUCUGUCACAUUUAAGAUACACUGAAAAGUUCAGUGGAUACUUGAUUUCUUAUGAAAUGUGAAAUUUUAUAUUAACAAGGUAGUUUUGCAUUGUCUAGGAAGAAUUCAUCCGAAUUUCCAUUUUUUUAUUUUUGAAUUACCAAUGGUACAUAUGUACAAUGGUUCACUACUAAGGGUACAUAUUAUUGGAUACAAUUUCCGGGACAUCUUUGAAUUUCUGUGAGAAAAGACCCAAAAUAUUAUUGGGAAAAUUACACCUUUACACCUUGUUUUAAUCAUAACUUUUGCCAUUCUCUUAACUGCUAAAAACAACUCGAGUAUGAAAUGUAAACCAACAAAAUCUGGCAGGUUUAGACAAUAUAGAUUCAAUCCAAUAUACCCUUGUUUGAUCUUGCAGGAUUUGUUCAGUUAGAUCAUGCUCAGUAUUGCUCGAAGCCAGUCAUAGUGUAACCAAGGCAAUUGUUUCCGCUGAAUUGGUAAUAAUUUUUGACUUCACACCAGAAUUCUGGAUUGUACUUCUAUGUUUAAUAAAAUGCUGCCUUAAAAUUGUAUGAUUAAUCAUGCCAAAUAGUUUCUUAAGUUUUAUUUAGUAUUAUGUUUUCAUUUUUACUUGCACAUUUAGCGAAUGAAUUUCCUUGUGACUCUUGUCAGUUCCCUUUUUGGGGGGGAUAGUCUUCUUUUUUUUCAUUAUGAACCAAAUUUAUUAGAAACCAAAAUAUAUAUAAUAUAAAUAUAUUGUCAGUAAUCUCUAGUUACAGUUCCAGAUAACAAAAUUGAAAGAAUGAUUAAAUAUGACAUCUUAGACAAUUCUAGAUUGGUUCUGUUUCAUCGACGGUAGAUAACUUUCUGGUCCUUUUAAACAUCUUGGCGACGAUAUUAUUUUUCUUCACAAAUUAACUCCAUGUAGUCCGAAGGAAAUCACAAAAACAUGGCCAGUUUCUGAGAGCCGUCAGGGUCCAACUUUGAUGAGCACAAUUAAUUUCUGUAGUUAACUAUUACAAUAUUGUUAAAGAUUUUCUAAAUACAAACGUGCUAUAAAACAAUUAUUAUGUAUGAAUGAAACAGUGUUUUCCUCUUCUGUGAAUAUUAAAUCGUAAUUUUAAAACCGCA